This is a messenger RNA of Closterium sp. NIES-67, 1415 nucleotides long. Lineage: Eukaryota; Viridiplantae; Streptophyta; Zygnematophyceae; Desmidiales; Closteriaceae. The record is from the annotation of a GenBank genome assembly.
UUCACCUGCUUCUUUCUCCAUCUCUAAUCCCAGUAUCCCCACAUCCAGCGCCGCUUUCCUCGCCGUCGCUUUCCGCUUCGCCAUGAACGUCGCAAUGCUUCCGUCGCUGGACGCACACGGGCGACUAGCCGCACCCCGCAGCGCUACACCACUCACAACCGGCACUAAUCUACACACCGCGAUCCCCAAGCGAUCUUCCUCGCCUCAUGCCAUUCCCUUUCAGGGCGCGUCUGGUCCAAAUCGCUAUGUUUCCCGCGCACAUGCGCGCCCGCGGGGAAGCCCCGGGAGGCGCACGGCGGCGGCCGUUUGGGGCGCGGGGGGAGGGGGGAGCAGGCGGCUGCAGGACGACCCGCUGCUGAACGACCUGGCGGAAUUCGUGCUGGAAACGGCGGAGAGCAUCGCCAUCGAGACUGGGGAGAUCAUUCGGAAGCGAAUAAAGCAAAUAAAGACGGUGGAGCGCAAGGAGUAUGCGUGCGACUUGGUGACGGAGGUGGACAAGGAGUGCGAGCGAUACAUCUCCAAUGUAGUGCAGUCCACGUUCCCCCUGCACCGCAUCAUAGGCGAGGAGACAGCCACAGAGGCGGACAUGGCAUGGCUGCAGCAGGGAGCCAGCCCUGCUGCUGCUGACGCUGAUAACGGCGCUGCUGGCGCUUCAACAGCCAUGAACGAGUGGGCAUGGAUUGUGGACCCCAUAGAUGGAACACUCAAUUUUGUGGGCGAGAUCCCUAUGUGCGCUGUGUCGCUAGGCGUGGCGCGCCAUGGGCGCAUGGAGGUGGGCGUGGUGUACAACCCCUUCGCCAACGAGCUCUUCAGCUGCCGGCGGGGGGAAGGCGCGUACCUGAAUGGCAGCCGCAUUGCCAUCCCUAACGUGCCCACCGCCAUUGGUGAUGCCGCCAUUGCUGUGGGCUUCCCAUCCAAUCCAUCGCAGCGGCAGCGCAUGGUGGAAGCGGUGGCAGCAGUGGCGCCGCAUGCCAGAACUAUGAGGGCGUUUGGAUCCGCGGCUCUGCACAUGAGCUACGUGGCCGCAGGUCGCCUCGGUGCUUUCUUUGAGGAGGGGCUCAAGCCAUGGGAUGUGGCAGCGGCUCACCUGCUUGUAGAGGAGGCGGGUGGCGUGGUAACCAGCAUGACUGGGGAGCCGCUCCUGCUGAGGGGGGGGUCCGUUCUGGCGACAAGUGGGGGGCAGCAACUGCACUCACACAUCCUCUCUCUCAUUGGUAAAGAGGAGGUGUGAGGCUGGAGGGAAGGCAAGGGAGGAAAGACUGUCAGAGUAGUAUUGUGGCAGUCAAGUGGUGGAGAGAAGGAUACUGCUAAUUCCUGUGUUGUUUUGAGGACUGUCAUUGGCUAUGAAAUGAUAAUACUUGUGAGUGGAAAAAUGUUGCUCGGUGCUCUAAUUCCGUAAGCACCUUUGAACGUAU